Sarcophilus harrisii (Tasmanian devil) is the source of this 2109-nucleotide messenger RNA. Its product is annotated as vitamin D 25-hydroxylase. The record is from RefSeq and is a predicted model, not a curated record. Gene Ontology annotation, cellular component: intracellular membrane-bounded organelle; cytoplasm. Bases 66 to 1616 code for a protein of 516 amino acids. NCBI's taxonomy places the organism in Eukaryota, Metazoa, Chordata, Mammalia, Dasyuromorphia, Dasyuridae. Gene Ontology annotation, molecular function: heme binding; oxidoreductase activity, acting on paired donors, with incorporation or reduction of molecular oxygen, reduced flavin or flavoprotein as one donor, and incorporation of one atom of oxygen; iron ion binding. Gene Ontology annotation, biological process: xenobiotic metabolic process. The transcript has 5 exons.
GCCAACAGGAGCGUGGCGCGGGGCUUGGGAGGCCCGCAAGGGAAGGAUGGCACGGAGCUCGUGCCAUGCGGGUCCUUAGCGGGGGCGCCGGGGGCGCCGGGGGCCCCGGGGGCCCGGGGAUCUCGGGGAUCUCGGGGGCGGCCGCCCUGGGUGGCGCAGCCCUCCUCAUUCUCCUGCUGCUGCUGCUGCUGCUGCUGCUGCUCCGGCCCAAGCGGCCGGCCAGCUUCCCCCCGGGCCCCGCCGGACUGCCGCUCCUCGGCAACAUCUUCUCCCUGGCCGCCUCCGCGCAGCUGCCGCACGUCUACAUGGAGCAGCAGAGCCACGUGCACGGCCAGAUUUUCAGUUUGGAUCUUGGAGGUUUGUUCACUGUGGUCUUGAAUGGCUAUGAUAUAGUAAAAGAAUGUCUUGUUCAUCAAAGUGAAAUUUUUGCAGACAGACCUGCUCUCCCGCUGUUCAAGAAGCUGACCAAUAUGGGAGGUUUGCUCAAUGCCACGUACGGCCGGGGCUGGGUAGACCACCGAAGGCUAGCCGUGAACAGCUUUCGCUGCUUUGGCUCUGGUCAGAAAUCCUUUGAAUCCAAAAUCCUUGAAGAAGCCAAGUGCUUUGUUGAUGCCAUUGACACUUAUAAAGGGAAACCCUUUGACCUUAAGCAGUUGAUAACAAACGCGGUUUCGAACAUCACCAACAUAAUUAUUUUUGGAGAACGUUUUUCCUAUGAAGACACAGAAUUUCAGCACAUGAUUGAGAUCUUCAGUGAGAAUGUGGAGCUGGCUGCCAGUGCCUCUGUCUUCUUGUAUAAUUCUUUCCCCUGGAUCGGCAUCUUCCCCUUUGGGAAACACCAGCAACUUUUUAAGAAUGCAGCUGUGGUCUACGAUUUUCUCUCUAGAAUUAUCGAAAAAGUGUCUGCCAACAGAAAACCACAAUCACCUCAGCAUUUCGUCGAUGCAUAUUUAGAUGAGAUGGAUAAAGGCAGAAAUGACCCAGGCUCUACAUAUUCCAAGGAAAAUCUGAUUUUCUCUGUAGGGGAGCUUAUCAUCGCUGGAACAGAAACCACCACCAAUGUACUGAGAUGGGCAGUUCUUUUUAUGGGCCUUUAUCCCAAUAUUCAAGGACAAGUCCAUAAAGAGAUUGAUUUAAUUGUGGGACCCAAUAGGACACCUUCUUUGGAGGACAAAGCCCAAAUGCCAUUUACUGAGGCAGUUUUGCAUGAAGUUUUACGGUUCUGUAAUGUAGUCCCCCUGGGUAUUUUCCAUGCAACUUCUCAAGAUACAGUUGUACGUGGUUAUUCUAUUCCUCGGGGUACUACAGUCAUUACAAAUCUUUAUUCCGUUCACUUUGACAAAAAGUACUGGAAAAACCCAGAAGUUUUUUAUCCAGAACGAUUUCUGGACAGCCACGGACAGUUUGUUAAGAAAGAAGCGCUGGUUCCUUUCUCACUAGGAAGAAGACAUUGUCUUGGAGAACAGCUGGCUAGGAUGGAGAUGUUUUUGUUUUUCACAUCAUUGCUUCAGCGAUUCCACUUGCAUUUUCCACCCGAGGUAGUUCCAAAUCUCAAACCCAAAUUAGGCAUGACAUUGCAGCCACUACCGUACCUCCUCUGUGCAGAAAGACGGUAGCCAGAGUGGAGUUAUGUAUUUAUAGACCAUAAAGGAGUCUGCCUUCUGCUCAGAAUAUGAACACUAGCCCCAUUCUCUUAAUUUUACUUGAAACUAUUUUCAAAAAUCUAAAUUGAGAAACACAAAGUAGUUUUUAAAAUAUAUGUGUGCCCCCAGACCCACCUUUCUAACUCUGCCCACUUUUUAAUCUAGAUUCUUGAUUUUCUGGGAAUGCAGAGAGGGGAUGUCCUCUGCCCUCUCUCUUUGGGGACAGUGUUUGUUAGAGAAGGAAAAAAUAAAAAACAAGAUUCCAAGGCAGGGAUUGGGGGGGGGGGUGCGGAGGAAGGGGGUGUUUGGUGGUGAAUGGGAUUUGGAUCUUUCAACAAAUUCUGGUCUUUCUCUUUACCUGGCUUCAGGGAAGGUUCCUUGCCCUCAAAAUGGAAGAGUUUAGUUAAUAUUAAAUAAUGACACUUCUGUUUGUAAAAUAAAAGUGACUGGUUUGUCUCUUGGGAUU